UUCAGGGGUCGCCAUGGAGACGCAAAAUGGCGACCGCCGCACCGAGCAAAAGACCUGCUCCCGACUCCACUUCUAUACAGCCUGCUAAGAAGGCCCACUGGUCGCAGGGCCUCCUGUCGUCCGUGAACGACCCCAACCUCGUCGUUCUAUCCGACGACCGCAUCGUGAUCAUCAAAGACAAGUAUCCCAAGGCCCGCUACCAUUUUUUAUGCAUCCCCAAGAUUAACGUAAAGAACUUGAAGUCACUGAAAAGAGAGCAAAGUGAGCUGCUUCGGUACAUGGAGGAACACUCGAGAAUUCUUGCUGCAAAGUAUCCUCAUGUUGAAUUCAGGUAUGGCUACCAUGCAAUCCCAAGUAUGUCACAACUGCAUCUGCAUAUGAUCAGCCAGGAUUUUGACUCACCAUGUCUGAAAACCAAACGCCAUUGGAAUUCUUUCAAUACUCGGUACUUCCUUGACAGUGCGGAUGUAAUCCGCUGUUUGGAAGAACGUGGAAUGGUGGUGACGAUGACCCCCUUAGCAGGAGAGAAGUUAUUAGACCAACCCCUUAAGUGCCACAAGUGUAUAUAUUCUCCACAGAAUAUGCCCAAAUUGAAGCAGCAUCUUUAUAAACACAUAAAUAACUAAGAACUGAGUUUUGUAUCACAUUCAUUGUCUUUUUGGAGUGUGUUACUAAAGCAUAAAAGAUGUAUUGGAGCAAGACCUUGAGGAUUUGGUAAAUUCUUUUAACAAUAAGCUGCCUUAAUGAACACCUUAGAUAGAAUUAAGCUUAACCUGAAGUCCCAGUGAAUUCAUGGAUCAGCACAAAAUACACAUCAGUCGUAUGUAACAAUAAGGCUUGCAUUAAAAGAUUCUCGUCAGUGAUAAAAGAAAAUUUUAUUUGGUGUAGGAAUUUCAUAUAUGCAGUUUUAGAACAUGGGAUAUGUUCUGUUUAACACUUGAUAGUCAUAAGAACUUUAUUCACUGAAUUUGAAUCACUGAUGAUAAAAGUAUCUUGUGUGCCUAUAAAUGUCUUUUUUGUAGAUGGUUUAUUAUUUGUAUUUUCCAUUAUCUGCCACUGAUUCUCUGUGGAUUCAAUUAGUGGAAUUUUAAAGUGCCAUGAAAUAGUACUAGGUAAAUGUUAAUGAGUCAUGGUGGUAGGUAUUCUCAACUUUAUACUUUUUACUAAAGAAGAAUGCAAGUUCUUGUCUUUGGAAAGUCAGUGAUUAUACUUUUUAAAAUAUUAAUGGAUUAUGGUAGUGAUCUGACUGUUGUUUAUAGCAGUGUUUGAAGUUUUUUUUCUUACACAUGUCCCCACUGCGUGUGUGAAAUAUAAUUCUCUGAUUGAACCACAUCUCUGCACUGGAGAAGAAUUCUUAUUAUUCCUAUGCUUUACAAUUAUCCAGUGAUAUGCGAUUAUUAUGCAGUGAAAUAAUGUAUACACAAAUAGGAAAUAAAACUACAUAUAAGAAGAUGGUAUUUACAAUUUACACUAUUAUUGUUUAAUGGAUGCAACUUCUGUAUAAUAAUAAUGUACUCUCUUUUUUUGUAUACUGUAAGAUGAAUAUAGUUGAAGCAAACAAGUUUCUUAACAAUACUUCAUAGCCUCUAAUGGUUUCCAUUAUUAUGGUAAGGUAAUCUGUUCCAUCAGUAGAGUAAUAAUGUAAGCAGUAUUAUGUUUGUCCUAAUGUUGAAAAUUACUCUUGGUAUCAGGUGGACUGCAUAGACAUUUGAGCUAUGAAGCAAAAUGUAGUUAAUCUAAGAAGACUUUUUUUUUUUUUUACAAGUGGUACUUAAAUAUAGCAAUUUUAGGUUUGCAGUCAAUAAGUUUUGUAUAAUUCAAUAAAUGGUUGGCACUAGCAAGGAAAAACAGGAAGGUGAAAUUUUAUAUAUCUAUAUACAAUUUUGUAUUAUUGUGUUAUUUGGUUCUUAUUUAUGAUAUGUUAAUUGUUAUAUUGCAGAUAUGGAGUUGCUUUUGAAUAAGCUUGGAUUCUGAUAUAGCAGUAUAUAUGUCUGUUAAGCAUAAGAAAAAUUGUUUUCAUCUCUGUUACUAGCUGUAUAGGUAUUUUUUGUUAUUUUGAAUAUCUAUAUUAUUUAAUAAAAAUUAAUACUGA
This is a messenger RNA of Penaeus chinensis, 2092 nucleotides long. RefSeq names its product aprataxin-like (gene Aptx). Gene Ontology annotation, molecular function: DNA 5'-adenosine monophosphate hydrolase activity; double-stranded RNA binding; single-strand break-containing DNA binding. Gene Ontology annotation, cellular component: nucleus. NCBI's taxonomy places the organism in Eukaryota, Metazoa, Arthropoda, Malacostraca, Decapoda, Penaeidae. Gene Ontology annotation, biological process: single strand break repair; double-strand break repair. The transcript has 4 exons. The record is from RefSeq and is a predicted model, not a curated record. The coding region runs from base 27 to 626 and encodes 199 amino acids.